CGUGGUCCUGGGACCGGGGGCUUCCAGGGUCGGUCCCGAGGACGCUGCAUGUCAGGGAAGGAUGGUCCAGUAAUACAUUUCUAUCUUUACUUCUUUCUGUAUAUCUCUCUGUUUAAAUUAACUUGGAGAAAUGUUGGCCUCCGCUCACUUGCUCAUCUGAAGCCUUUGUCUACGGCCCCGACUGUGGAAUUCUGGAAUCCUUGCAGCUAUGACUGUGGUGUCACCAGGCCAUCCCCCACGGAACGUUGGAAUGAAGACUUCCUGGCCUGUCUGGGCAGAAAGCGUGACCCCUCCCAGGAGGCCUGUCACACACCUUGCUGUACCUGACCUGUGGGCAGUUGAGAGGGAAAAUGUGCAGAAGAGGACCUUUACGCGAUGGAUAAAUCUACAUCUAGAGAAGUGCGACCCACGUCUGGAAGUGAAAGAUCUGUUCAUUGAUAUACAAGAUGGCAAAAUCCUAAUGGCUUUGUUAGAAGUCCUGUCUGGGCGAAAUCUGCUGCAUGAGUACAAAUCCUCGUCCCAUCGUAUUUUUCGGUUGAACAACAUAGCGAAAGCACUUAAGUUUUUGGAAGAUAGCAAUGUCAAACUGGUUAGCAUCGACGCGGCAGAAAUAGCCGAUGGAAACCCCUCUCUGGUUCUCGGGCUGAUAUGGAACAUAAUCCUCUUCUUCCAGAUUAAGGAGCUCACGGGCAACCUCAGCAGGAACUCUCCAUCUUCCAGCCUGUCACCUGGCUCGGGGGGCACAGACUCAGAUUCUUCCUUCCCGCCCACGCCCACCGCAGAGAGGAGCGCGGCGAUAUCGGUGAAAGACCAGAGGAAGGCCAUCAGGACCCUGCUGGCGUGGGUGCAGAGGAAGACCAGGAAGUAUGGCGUGGCGGUGCAGGACUUUGCGGGCAGCUGGAGAAGUGGGCUGGCCUUCCUGGCUGUGAUCAAGGCCAUCGACCCCAGCCUGGUGGACAUGAAGCAGGCCCUGGAGGACUCCAUGUGGGAAAAUCUGGAGAAGGCUUUCCGCAUCGCGCACGACGCCCUCCACAUCCCCAGGCUUCUGGAGCCCGAAGACAUCAUGGUUGACACACCGGACGAGCAGUCUAUCGUGACUUACGUGGCACAGUUUCUAGAACAUUUUCCGGAGUUGGAAGCCGAAGAUUUUGUGGAUUCAGAUAAAGAAGCCCCUAUUGAAUCCACCUUUGUCCGCAUCAAAGAAACCCCUUCUGAACAGGAGAGCACAGUCUUCCUUCUGAGUGAAAAUGGGGAGCGUGCUUACGCGGUCAACCAUGAAAUCAGCCACCCGCCACCCUCCAAAGUCUUUGUCUGUGACAAGCCUGAGAGUGUGAAGGAGUGCUACCUCGGCGGCAUCUCCAGCCGCACGCUGUCAGAUAGCUCCUCCGAGUUCAUGCACCAGAUCAUCGACCAGGUCCUCCAAGGGGUCCCAGGUAAGACCAUCAGCAUCAGUGAGCCAUCUCCAGAAUCUUCCAUCCUAUCAUCCAGAAAGGACAACCGGAGGUCCAACUCUUUGCCAAUCAAGAAAACCGUGCACUUUGAGGCUGACACCUACAAGGAUGCUUCCUGCAGUAAGGACGCCGCCUACAGUCAAGACUUUCGCUUUGAAGGGAGCCCAAGGGGGACAGAGGAGUUGUGGAAGCAGGAUGGACACGUCUUGGCGGUGGAGGUAGCCGAGGAUAAGAUGAAACAGGACGAGCCUGAGAUCCUGGAAGCUGCCUCUGAUGAGGCCCCAGGUGACAUUUCCUUGGCGCGUGGUAAGAUCAGUCAUUCUGAGACGUCUCAGAGUCCUCCCUCCUGGAAUGGGGCAUUGGAGAGGGCAGCCAGCCAGGAGGAAGGAGGUCGUCCCCUCUCACCCCUGGGAGAGAGCACUGUCAUGGCCGACUCCUUGGAGAUCAGGGUUAAGCUGCAGACUGUGGAAGCUAUGGAUGAAGGAGACUAUUUCGAAGGCAUCCCAUUAAAAGCCUCUAAGUUUAGCAGCGACCUAGUAGAUUUUGCCUCGACCAGCCAGGCUUUCAAUGAGGUUCCUUUGCUCCAUGAGAAAAAACUUGCUGAGGAUGAGGUUUUGGAGGAUCAUGGUGAGAAACUGGGCAAAAGGAGAGCAAAAUCUGCGCAGAAAGAGGAAGAUUCAGAUGAGCCCCCAGUGAAGCUUGACAUGCGAGACCCCCGCAAGGACCCUGAACGAGAAGAUGAAGACUAUUCUUUGGCCCCAGAGGAGGCACCAGUGGAGAAAAAGCCAGAAGUCUAUGAGAAGGCGAAGAGGAAGUCCCCACGUCGCAGGCAGGGCGAGGACGAAGGGGAGGCCGAGGGCCUCCGGGCGCUUGGCGGAGAGCUGCUUUCCAACCCGCCGAGCCGCACCGUCAGCUUGGAGACCCUCCAGAGUCACAGCGAAGAAGGCCUGGACUUCAGACCCUCCCCACCCCUCUCCAAGAUCUCCGUCAUCCCCCACGAUCUCUUCUACUACCCGCACUACGAGGUGCCCCUGGCCGCCGUUCUGGAGGCUUACACAGAAGGCGCGGAGGAUUUGAAGAACGAAGAGAUGGACCUCGAAGAACCAGAGGAGUAUCUGUGUGACCUGGGGUCCAGGGAGGAGGCUGAGGCCUCUCAGAGCAGCUGCAGCUUCUCCGGGCUGGGCGAGGACCCCUCCGAGGCUGGCUUCCAGGCGCCAUCUCUGGACAGGGGUGCAGACCAUGCCAGACCGGCCUCGGAACCCGCUUCCACAUCCCCCCAAGAGGACCACCAGCAAAGGGAGGCUGAGGAGAGCGCCCCUGUGGAGAGCCAUCAGUCUCAGGAAUCCCCAAACUUGGAAAACCUAGCAAACCCUUUAGAAGCAAAGGUAACAGAAGAAUCAGUCAGCAGUAAAAAAAAGGAAAAAAGGAAACAUGUGGACCACGUAGAAAGUUCGAUAUUUAUAGCACCUGGAACAGUUCGCUCUUCAGAUGACCUAGAAGAAGACACUGGCAACCACAAAGUCCCUUCCAGGACUAGUCACAGUGACUCCAGCAUUUACAUUCGACUACAUGCUAAUAGGUCUUUGGAGUCGGAUCAUUUUAGCUAUGUUCAAUUGAGGAACGCAGCCGAUCUGGAUGACAGGAGAAACCGAAUGUUAACCAGGUACAAUACUGAGAAGCUCACUGAGCUGAUUUUACAGUUUUAUGGCAUCAGAGCAGACAUGAAGAGGGAAUACAAACAUACCAGGAUGUCUAUGAAAGCCAACAAUUCUGGAGAAGCCACAUCGCGGGAGAGCCACAGCCCCCAGAGCGACUCGCUCACCCAGUUGGUCCAGCAGCCGGAUAUGAUGUAUUUUAUCCUCUUCCUCUGGCUCCUGGUUUACUGCCUGCUGCUCUUCCCACAGCUGGACGUCAACAGACUCUGAUCGUGUGUCUGCAUAAUUAAAAAGACAGGACCCUGACCGGGGUGGGAAUUCUUUUUACUUUGUUUUGUUUUGAGUUCUGGCUGGGGUACUUCUGCACACAGUGGAGGACCUCCAAGGAAACUUAGAAUCCCUCUCCUCGCUUUUUUUUUUUCAUGUUUCUAUGGUCUCCUGUGAGUCCAAAGCAUGCUUUUCUCUGGCCCUGUACUCAAAACUCAGGUGUGUGGCUGGAUCCGUGGGUGGAGCUGGUUGUUGCCUGUGUUGCUUUGUCAGAUACUAAGCAUCAUUAACUGGUAUUUAGCCAUAAAUGGGUUGUAGCUUGUCCCACACGCAGGUUUUAAAGGUCCUGGGUGGACUUGAGGUACUUAGCUCUCAGAUGAGGGGCCUUCUGAUGAGCAGAGGGUGGAUGUCCCAGGCAGAGCCUCCACUGGGAAGAAAACCGCGAGUGUUGCUCGAGCGAGCGGGGCUGUGUGAGGGAAGAUGCUGGGUAUCCAUGCUCCUGUUGUGGUCUGGCGAUUGGCUGCCUUCGUUGAGGGAUAACUGAGCAGCGCCAAGCUGCUGGCUCCAGGAAUGGCAGAUCCAAGGAGGAAAGAGGAGGAAAGUAAGGCUGUGUCGUGAGCCUCAGUGGACUCGAUUUUCACCCUAGUUUUUCUUGGGGGUGGGAGGGAGGGUGGGGAUGCAUUUUAAAUUCACUUUUGCAUUGAUGGAAUUGAGGAAAAGCUGUGAUUUUCAGAUUUUUCCCACCAGCGGAGCCCUCCUUGCAGAUGAAUUCUUGGCUGGAGCCGGUCUGGAUGGUGCACUAAAAGCAGAGCUCUGGCUGACACAGGACGGGGCCUGGGGUCCUUCCCGCUUUGCCCGGGCAGCCCCUGGCUUCCAUCCACGGCUCCUGAGGCGUCUGUGCCGAUCCCCCACAGUCCCACAGGGCACUGCAAAAAGCCCUAAGGAGGGGUGCCGAAGUGGCUGGGCCAGGAAUCAGCUCUGGCUGACAUUGGAGCUGGAAGUGGUCCAGCAGGUUCCUGCCCGGAGAAAGCCUUGUGCACCGCUGCCUCCGGAUGCAGCCUCAGCACAAGCAUCCUUUGUGGUCCAUCGUAAUGGGUUUCUUGAAAAGGCUUUCUGGAAAGCACCCUGAGAAGUAGACCAGAACAGGCAGUUUGUGAGGGGGGAGGCUUCCGCCUGCCCUUGCAUCCUCCUUCCAUCCUGGCCUCCCUCGGCUCCGUUUCCUGCCAAAAUCCAGGUCGCGGUGCCUCUGUAUCGCUUCCUCGUCCCAUUGUCCUCCCCCUCAAUAAGCGCGUAUUAGGCGAUCCUUAUAAAAUCACAAACUGUUCGAUCAGGAGGGGCCCUCAGACAGCAUCUUGUCUGCUGAACCCAGAGAGGCAGAGUGGGUUGACCAAGAUCACACAGCCAAAUAGGAACAGACUUGCAAGUGCACCCAGGCCACCUGAUGGCCAGUCCAGAGCUGUCACCCCUUUUAGGAAACUUCCAUGGGGACCCUGAAUGUCCUGAAAAAAAGAUUAAAUGGAUAGAUAAAAAAUGUCCUCACUGAAACACAACCAAAAUGUUUAGGCCAACCAUCAACCUUGGAUUUGUCCUUGUGUUUUUCCCAUAGGGAAGUUGCAUUCACUUUCAGGUGCGUCCCCUGUUACUUCUGGAGGACCCCGACAGCUCUAACAGCUGGUCUGAGGACAUACUAGCAUUGUCCUUACUCCGGGAAUCACGUUGCUCUCUUAGCAAGCCAAGGACUUGCUUUUUGCAAGCAGUGGGUUUCAAGUUUACAGAAUUCCAGCAUGGCCCAAAGAGUUUACAUAGGACAUUUGACUCAAUGACCGUCAAAAUCUGGCCUCUAAGCCACUCUGAUUAUAGCCUGUCCUCUCCCCACGAGUGAAUCGGAGCCUUCCAAGCUGAAAGCUGUUGGGAGCUUGGAGUGAUUCCAUCUUGAAGGCCAAGUGUCCCAUGGAAAAGGAGCUAGUUAACGAGCUCUUGGCAUCACAGAAAGCUCACAGGUACCGAUAAUAAAGAUUGUGUGCGCUAUUUUAUAACCGUGGACAUCACGCAGUCCUCGCCUAAAUAAGCUGCUUAAAGAGCCAGGGAAGAGCUCACUCAGAUGUUAAUCGUUUCAUUUUAUGGGUCUAGACCUCGUUCAGAAAUAUCUCUGCGGGUCGCUCCCCUCACCCAUUGCAACAUGUCAUAUUGUUUAAAACCAUCUACUGGCAAGAGGCCUCAGAGUCAUUUGGUUCAGGUGGGCAGUAGACUGAUUUUUUUUUUUAAAGCAAAAGAAGAAUUCUCAUUUGCGUAUAGGCUUCUAUAAAAGAAAAAGCUGGAUAUAGAAGGUGGAUAGAGAAGCCUGCAGGACACACCACCCCAUGGCUUAUAAUUUUUUUUAAACAGUUUAUUUUUAAUUCUUAUCCAGGUAAUACAUGUUCAUAGUUUAAAAAGAAACAAAUACUGUAAGGCUUUGAACAAAAACUCUCAGCCCCCUAAGUCUUGCUGCCUAGAAAUAACACUUUCUACUCUUUGAGCUAUUUCUUUUAAUAUUGACCUUUGCGUUUCUGCAUAACAUAUAUUUCUUUCGUUUUUUUUGAAUUAAUUUAGAAACAUCUGGUGGACUAGCUGUUAUAGGGGUGAGGAGUUUGCUCUUCCCUGUACCCCACCUUGUUUUUCCCACAAGGUUAGGUCCCGUUAUUUGGUGCAUAUCUAUUUAUGGUGGGUGUAUGAGGACCGUUUACUCCUGAGCCAGGUGGUGUACUGUAGUUACAUGUCCUUUUUUUUUUUUUUUUUUUUUUUUUUUUGCUGUGGCCUAUUUUUUAGUAACUUCCUAAGAAAAGGAACAUGAGAAGUAAAUAUUGUAAAUAUUUUGAGAUUUUGCAUAACUUAAAAUGUCUUUAUUCCAUCCUUAAAAUGUUUUUCUCCUGCCCUUACCCAUGUGGCUGGAUACAGAACCACAGGUGGAAAAUAAUACCCCCACCACCACCUCCGCCGUGGUGGUUGAGGUUUCUGAUGCUGUUCUGGUUCCCAGGACUUUAGAUGUGACUUGGGUUCCCCCCCCCUCCCCAGGAAACCUUUGUGAUCCCUUUAUUCUUAGUGUUCUGAACUGUCCUGAUGGUGUUGCACCUCUGAUGUCAUACGUCAUGCUGAGUUCUCAUAGGAAAUUUCUCAAAUUUGAGGGUCAUUAUUCCUUCUUUCUUUCUGGACCGCCUGUUGUUCAGUGUUGGACCUCCCAGGCUAGUCCUCUGAUAUUUUUGAUCCUUUCUAUUUCUCGUCUCUUUAUUUUUUUGAUCUGCUUUCAGGGAGAGUUAUGAGCUUUGUUUUCUCAAUAUACAUGCCGAAUGUUCUAUUUAAUUUUUAAUUUCCGGACAUUUUGUCGCUGUUCUCUCACUUCUGUUUUAUCGUAUCCUGUUCUUGUUUCACGGAUGUGGAUCUGAUCUCUCUGUGGACGGUCAUGAUAGUGGGGUUUGGGGAGUUCUUUUCUGAUCCCUGUGCUGCCUUUGUUUUCUCCAAGUUCCCUUCUCUUGGGUAGUCGCAGUCUCGGUCUUUCAUGUGACAAGGUUUCUUCAAAUCUCCAGGGAUCCUAUGGAUCAUGUUUAAGAGUGAUGCAUCAAAAACCGGAUUGGGAGCUCUGUGUGUCAAUGGUGGGCUUUUCCAUGGGGUCACCAGGGGUCACCUGGACUCUUCAUGAGGGGACCCCACAUAGGGAUAUUUGCAGGUCUUUUCUCUGGGGCUCAUUGCUUCUUUAGAGCUAUUUCCACUUCUCUCCUGCCUGGGAAAGAGGGACACUCACAGGGCUGCUACUAGCCUCUGCAGUGCCCUCGUGCAAUUUCACAAGCGGCAUCCCCUCUGGGUGGAUGACUCAGAAAAAAGUGCCCCGUCUGGGCAGGAGCCACCCAUGGGUACUUGGCUUGAUUAGCAGAGGGUACCUUUUGACCAUUCCUCUAGAAGAUGCAGCCCUGAGCUAGGUAGGACAAGGCUUGAGGAGCUGAGCAAGGGCUAGAUUUUAACUCCCAGUUUCCCCCUUAGCCAAGCACCUUUGUGCAGUGCACAGACUGUAGGGCCAUACCCAGACGUCCCAGUGCACACCUGAGUGCCCGUCCUGACCUCUGAGCAGGCAGUCUCAUCACAGUGAGUAUUUAGACUCAUUGACUUUCUCCCACUUCACUGUGCCUGGUGUCCCCGUGGAGUGGGACAUUGCCCUGACUGCUCGGUGGCAAGCCUCUGCAGGUGCCUGGGUGGGAUUAGGAUUCCUCUGCCCUGCCCACUUCUCCAACAGCUCUGCCCCUGCCGUAAGUGGGUUGCAUCUCUUACCUACUGUCGCCUCCUCUCCUUCCCUUUGUCUUCAUGGUUGCAUCACUUCCGUUCCUUUGCUCGUUAUUUUCAUGGGGUUUCACGAGGGAGGCAAUGAGCCCACGUGUUCAGUACACCAUCUUGAACUGCAGGUCCCAUUGGAGCAUCCUCACCACUUUGCUGGGGGGCUCGCUGCUCUGUUGACUUGUUUGUGAACCCACCCUGAGUCCAGCUGGGGCUGUGGCAACAUCCGUCCUGUUGAGCUGUGGCCUGCUGAGUGCCUCCCUAUGAUGCUCUGCCAGGUGCAGGAGAGGGUUACCAGCCUGCGGACACUCUGCUUGAAUGCCGCAGUUCGAAUGUUCCUUCCCCAUCCUUUCCCCGCCCUCCCCCGCUACCCCCAGGAGACUGUCUUAGAUCUCCCGCCUCCCGCAAGCUCCAGGCUAUGGAGUCAUCCAGUUUCUAGAUUUCCUUUGCCACCCUCACUUUGUUUAGCAGCAAGGAGUUCCCGCUGGUAUUGCCAGAGAACAAACAGGGUGCGUCCUUGUUACUUGGCUCUUUGGAACCUGGUGAGCAUUUCCUCCUGGCCGAACUCAGCGUCUGUGGGAGUUGGGCUCCCAGCAGGCCUGGGAACCAGGGAGUACACCCUCGCUGCCCAAGACGGCCACCGGGGCACAUGCUGCUUCUCCCUUCCUGGAGUUCAGCCUAGGCCCCCCAACCUUCUUCCCCAUGCAGUACUUGCCUCCUCCUUUUAAGGGAAGAACAUUUUAAAAAGCAAAAGAGGAUGCCUGUGUGGUCCCUCUUCAUGAGUCAUAGAUUAUUCGAUAGCCUUAGGGACCACGUAAGGGUCCAGCACCUCAUUUAAGAAAUAUGAAAACUGAAGAUCAGGAAGGAGAAAUGACUAGUCACACAGCCAGUUCAUGCCCUCGGGAGGGACAUCUUGAUUCCCAAUUUAGUUUUCCAGCCGCUGAAGCUAAGAUGCAUCUCUCUCCUCGCCCAGGACUCAGAACAUCAGAGAGCUAAUCUCGCAAACCCAGUGAGAGUGAGCAAGUAGAGAAGGGGUCUUGCUGAAUGUCAGAGUUCACCAUGGCAGUCUUCGGUGAGAAGUGUUCCCUCCAUGGUUGUGUCAUCGCAGUCCUAGGACACGAACUCUUUCACGUGAACUCGGUUUUUCUCGAAUCUCCAGAAGGACUCAGAAGCCCCACUGGAGUCCUGAGACGUGGCGUCUCUCUCCUUUCUGCUUGGAGACCUUCCUUCCUCAGGGGUCUCUGCCGAAUUACCCUGCUGUGCUCAGCUUCAUGUCCUGAAGUCCCUGAAGUGGGCUGUGUUGGAGCUUCAAGCCCAUGUGGCUUUUCAGAACCUUCUCAAUGAUGCUCUUGCCAGGAAACGAGAGCACAUAAAGCUCUUCAGGUCCAGAUGUGUUAUUUCUCUUUCCUGACAUUGCAUAAUCUCUGCUGAAGCCGCCUUUGGGAAAGAUGUAAGGUCUUGGGCCUGCAGCUGCCGUCUAGGGCCCCCCAGGAUAGCAGGCUAGUCCUCGGGCCCAUCCAGCUGGUGAGCAGGCUGCCCUCAUGACAAGGUCCAGGACCUGGGGUGGGUGGGUGAAGGCUGAGGGCCAGCGUGAGUGAUGUCACACCCCCUUGCUGAAACUUGCUGUGGAGUUUGCCUUAGUUCGUCAGCCAGUGUCAGGGAGCCAGAAAUGAGACGCAGCUCCUUUGCAGGACGUGGAGCUCCACAGAUCUUUCUGACUCUGCCUCUCAUCAGGCAUUUCCUUAAAGAACAACAGCCAGCAGCUCGGGGAGGUGAGGCUGGUGCCUGAGAGGCAUGGGCCUCGCGUGGCUUAAGCCCUGAACCUUCCAUUUCCAUCGUGUGCAGACCCGUUGUCGUCAGGCUGCACGUGAGCACACGGCCCUCCUCGCUGUGAUUCUUAAGAGUGCCACAGCGACCUUCAGGCCUUGUCAUUUCUCCACGUGGUGCCCGGGACCGGGCUUGGGGUGCACCUCCUGGAGGAAUGGGGCGAAGGCCUGGAUACUCGCAGCUUCUGCUGCUCCAGGAGUCGGCAGAGGUCGUCCAAGCUCCAGAGCUCCUCUGACUGUUCCAGGACUGCCCGACCCCGCCAUGCCGGGAGGAAUCACUUAUUCGUGUUUAUAAUUUUCUCUGAGAACCUUGGUGAAACCACUCCAGGCAAACAGUUCUUCCCAGCCCAGGCUAUAGCAUCAAUAAGCCAGAAAACAUUCUCAUUUAUGGAAAGAAGACAACCAGUGUUUUGUGCUGUUUGACCAUGUUCUUUUGAAAUGCACACACAACUCAACAACCUGUGCCCUGAUUGCACUGCUAACUUUUUAAAAUCCCUGACACUCGAGUCUAGCUUUCGUCUAGCAGGGGUCUCUUAAACUGAACCCAUUUUUUUUUUUUUUAGUCACUGCCUUCCUCUUCUCCAGGAGGAAUUAUGGGACAGGGGAAGAGGACAGUUUGGGGAUUCAGCCAGAUCUAGGUUCAAGUUCCUGCUCUGUCACCAGAUAUCUGGAUGUUCUUGGGCAAAUGAACCUCUCUGAGCAUCUUCUGUGCAGAGAAGACUCAAGACAUGUUUGUUGAAUGGAUGACGUAUGAUGCUCAGGAGCUCCUCGUUCUGCAUUUCCCUCCCCUCUAAGCUUUGAAUGUACCUCCUUUCCUAACAUUCAAUUUGCCUUAGCUUCUUCCAGCUUCUGUCCAGUCUGUCCGGUCCACCUUCGUCUUUCCAGCCCCUCUGUCUCAAAUCUAACUCACGCCUUUUACAAGGGGAAGUUGAAGCCAUUGUAUCCUCAUUACUAAUUGGCGGCUUACAACACUCCUGGGAGGUGGUUAUUUCAGAGAGGAAAGUAAAGUGCAGGAAGGAAUAAGAACAAGGUCCUAGAGCAUGUUAAGUGGCAGAACCCGGAACAUAGGAAAUUCUGAUUCUUGGUGACUUUGGCCUAGUUGGCAAGUGUGGGUGGAAAUUCUCCGAGUUGGGAAGGUGGCGAGCUGUAUUAGUCGUGUUGCAGGCCCCCAUCUCGUAUCCCACGUCCCCGUCGCAAGUUUCUGCACCUUGACUCCCAACCUCGUGUCAAAACUUCUUAAAUAUACUCUUCACAUUCACAUAAAAAUGACUGAGGACACUCAAAUUCAUGUUUUAGCCUACAGUUGCAAAUUUGCAACCAAAAUGACUGCUCUAAUGGGCCUUUAGCAGUAAAAUCUCAGUGUCUAAUGUCAAAGAUUUCAGUGACUUCAAUUAACUGUACAUCCUGCCUGCAGCUAACCAUCUCUCUACCUCCAGCACGUGCUUUUCAGCCCAGGAAAUUAGGCUUUCUCCUUCAAAAAGCAAAUUUAUUUCAUUGCGCUGGUCAGAGCACAAUUCAAAUGGGGAUGGAGGGUGUAAGUGUGGCUUACUGGGAUGAAGUCGUAAUGGAUUGGCUGUUAGACAGGGAUCAUCAUUUUUCCUUUGUUUUAAAUGUAGAAGUCAUGAUUUUUGCAUUGUUGCAAAGACAAAUAGAAAAAUAUCUUUUGAUAGGUUUGUUCCAUCUGCAACAGCUAUCACUUCUUUUAGCCCCAUCAAAGGUCAGUAAGAGCAUAUUCUCCACAAGAUUAGGCUGUGAGAAAGGACAGCCAUGCAAUGCCUGUGUUCCCAAAUGUCAUGCGAAGAUUGAAACGCUUUUUUAAAGGAAACUCUGAGAGUGUCUGUAACCUAGAGAGUUGACAUUGUUCCCAAGUAGGACAGCACUGGCCUCGGCGUCAGAAACCCGCAUCCUAGUUCUGGCUCAUCUGCUGUGACACCUUGAAUAAUUCAUUUACCUGUCUGGCUCGGGCAUUGGAAGACUUCUUUUUAAAAGUUCUUCCUGGGUUUAAAAAUCCAAAGGUUAGCAAGUUAGAUUUUUUUUUUUUUGAAUCUCAGUAAGUGGCCUAUUUGCUUAAAAUAAAUGCAUCUCUGUGCUUGUGAGUGAAUUCCAAAGCUCAGAGCAUUGCUUCCCAGCUUUAGUAUCUAAGAAAGGUGCCUUCGGAAAGAGUUGGUAAGACAAAGGUGGUCUGUUAGAGGUGUGGGACUGAAUGUUUGGGAUAGAAUGUGGGGGAUCUGCUUCCUAGGGCCCCCAGAACUAAACUGGGCUCUUUAAAUUAAGUUAGCGCGUCUGACGCAGUUUCCCAGGGGAAUUUCUUUCAAAUUCAGAAGUUCAGCUGCGGGAAUAAAUAGCUGUAAAGGUCUGGAUAUUUCUACUCCUCUCAUCUUUUCCCCCUUCCUCUAGCAGACUCAAAAUAACUAAGCACAGAAAGUCCACUCGGAAUCAGAGGCCGUUUGUAUCCCAGCACUGGAUCCCUUAAGCCAAAGGCUGGCACGCUUGUGUAGGAUGGAAUGCCCCUGGGUGGGCGUAGUACCUGGGGGGAGGGGUGGGAUGAGGAAGCGACCACCGGUGGGCCGUUUGCCCUUGAAACUGCACCUUAAGGUAGCUGCCUGCAUCCCUUGCAUUGGUGCUGGUCACAUCAGCCAAAGACAAAUAGUAGAAAUAGAAAAAUGGUCAUUCCUACGGUACGUCGUCGGUACAGAUUCCUAAACCUGGAAACGGGUUUGUUGAGAGCAUAUUGGAUGGUGAUAGGUGUUUAUUUUUUCAAGGUCUGUAAUAUGUUUAACAGAUUUAAUGCCACGAUUUCUUGUAAUGUCAUGGCAGGACUUCGUGGACAAUGUCUGAACAUUUUUACUGAGAGCUCUAAGAGGACUAUUGAAAAAAAGUGAAACGUUAUUUUGUGGUACAAGGACUAUUUUGUCUACUUAGUAUAUACAUAGCUGUAGCUUUGUAAAAGGGAUCUUUGUAAAAAAAAAAAAACUGUGUGAAUGUGCACUCUUAUUUAUUGAUUAUUGUAAAUGAAGAUGUGACUAUUUGCAUAAUUUAUACCUGUGGGAAAUUAACUGGAGUAUUUGUUAUUUGACUGUUUUCUAUUAAGGAAUAUUGGGCUUGGUGCUACGACGAAUGAUCUUGUAAAAUUACAUGUAUUCUUAAGAAAUUUUUGAGGAUAAAUUUCAUGAGCUGA
Messenger RNA from Equus caballus (horse), 12676 nucleotides. RefSeq names its product calmin (gene CLMN). Gene Ontology annotation, molecular function: actin filament binding. The record is from RefSeq and is a predicted model, not a curated record. Lineage: Eukaryota; Metazoa; Chordata; Mammalia; Perissodactyla; Equidae. Gene Ontology annotation, cellular component: nuclear outer membrane; cytoplasm; meiotic nuclear membrane microtubule tethering complex. Gene Ontology annotation, biological process: nuclear migration; negative regulation of cell population proliferation.